CCCAUCAUUGGUGUCAUUGGGAGGAAUAGUGCCUAUCAUUGGUGUCUGUGGGAGGAAUGGUGUCCCAUCAUUGGUGUCAGUGGGAGGAAUGGUGCCCCAUCAUUGGUGUCAGUGGGAGGAAUAGUGCCCAAUCAUUGGUGUCUGUGGGAGGAAUGGUGUCCCAUCAUUGGUGUCAGUGGGAGGAAUGGUGCCCCAUCAUUGGUGUCAGUGGGAGUAAUGGUGCCCCAUCAUUGGUUAUUAGUGGGAGGAAUAGUGCCCCAUCAUUGGUGUCAGUGGGAGCAAUAGUGUCCAUCAUUGGUGUCAGUGGGAGGAAUAGUGCCCCAUGAAUAGUAUUAGUGGGAGGAAUAGUGCCCAAUCAUUGAUGUCAGUGGGAGGAAUAGUGCCCCAUCAUUGGUUUCAGUGGGAGGAAUAGUGCCCCAUCAUUGGUUUCAGUGGGAGGAAUAGUGCCCCAUCAUUGGUGUCAGUGGGAGGAAUAGUGCCCAAUCAUUGGUGUCAGUGGGAGGAAUAGUGCCCCAUCAUUGGUUUCAGUGGGAGGAAUAGUGCCCCAUCAUUGGUUUCAGUGGGAGAAAUAG
This is a messenger RNA of Staurois parvus, 572 nucleotides long. NCBI's taxonomy places the organism in Eukaryota, Metazoa, Chordata, Amphibia, Anura, Ranidae. The record is from the annotation of a GenBank genome assembly.